Molecule: messenger RNA, 3865 nt
Organism: Coregonus clupeaformis (lake whitefish)
Lineage: Eukaryota; Metazoa; Chordata; Actinopteri; Salmoniformes; Salmonidae
Exons: 4
Coding region: 485-1933 (482 amino acids)
Source: RefSeq, a predicted model, not a curated record
ACAUGGCAAAAUGUGCAGAAUUGCAGGAAAUUAACCCUAAAACUUCAAUUUUGUCUCUCCACUGUCAAGAGGGGAUCCGCUAAAAUCAUUUGCUGGCAGAGUGGGGGGCAGGCCCCAACAAAAUGUUGCUUGGGGCCCCCAAAACGCAAGGGCCGACUCAGACUACAUGUGUGGGUAUGGAUGUGGGAAUGAAGACCCGCGAGCCACUGCGGCCCCUCAUGAUGAGUUCAGAUUUUUUUGGCCCCCACGCCCAUAAAAGUUGCCGAUCCCUGGCAUAGAUAUUCUAUUACAAUACUACAGUAAAUGUACCAGGAGCUGGCGAGUCAGCACUUUGAGUCUAGACAAUGGGAACCUGGUGAGCAGGCUUUAUAUCUCAACAACAAGGUCAGAGGAAGUUGAAUAGAAUAACUUUAUUUAAUAAGUUGUGGCAUUCAGGUUAGAUAAUAAAGACAUCACAAUGUAGACAGACGGUGGAUUUAAUUGAAUGUUCAAUUUUAGAACAAUCUUUCCCGGCUGUUCUUUUACACUACAGUUCACCAUAGUUGAGGCUCAUGCUAAGUGCAAGAACAUCGUGUCAUGGGUGAAGGAGGACUCUUCAACAGUGGUGGUCCCUGCCCUUGAUCUCAUCAUGAACAGGCAUUUGCCCUGGACACCAUCAUCAUCAUCAUCAACUUCCUCCUCCUGGUCUUCAGUCGUAAUCAAUGUAGCAGAUCUGGAAGUGGCCUCCAUAUGCCGCAGCAUCAGAUUCAACCUUGGGCCAAGUCAUGGGCCAAGCGAGGUCACCAGCCCUAGAACUGGUGCCAGGACACGGAACCCAACUCCCUUCCCCUCCCCCCUUUCGUCAGAGGAGUCUUUGGGAAAUGAGGAAGAAGAUGACAACCCAAGAAGAUAUUCCUCAGCAUCUGAGAACGGAGAUAGAGAGGAUUGGGACAGAUCCCCCUCAGACCCCCUGAGGUCUGUGUUCGGACUGUCUCACAACUUUAUCUUCAGUCAGGUUCACAGAGAUGCCCGCAGGUCCCUGAGUGAGGUCAUACUGCCAUCCAUCCAGAGGAGACCAAAGAAGAUGAGGCCUAUUAUUCUGUCUGCGGACACCAGGCUGAUCAUGGCCAUUGUGGAGAUCAUCAUCAAGCAGAUCAACGCCAGACUAGCCCAGCUCAUGCUGAUAGGAGGUGCCAGUCAGGGAGCCGAAGCUCCUUCCACCAGCAUCAGCUCACCGAGCAGUCAGUUUGCUGAGCAGAUGCUGCGGACAAUCACAACCACAAUGAAUGGCCAUACUAUGGGACAGAUGGCGCUCACUUGGCUGUCUGGAAAGUCCGCUAAGGAGAUUGAGAGAGAGCUAGGACGACUGGCAGGCCAGGUCAUUGUUGCAACCAUCAGCAGCAUCCAGAGGGCGAAGAGCGACGCUCAGACAGGACAUGAGGUGCGGGUGUCCUACUUCCUGUCAGCGGUGUCGGCCGAGGUGCAGAGUCUGGUGGUCCAGAGAACGGAGACCAGGAUGUCAGUCAGACAGUCAGGAAGCGACCACCUGCUGAACCUGUCUCGGGCAAAGAUCAACAGGGCCGUCGAGCUGAAAAUGGCUGAAAUGUACGGUGGAUCCCUGUGGGAUUGGUCCCUGACAGAACAGAAUAUCCAGCUAGGUCAUGACAGAAUCACUGCCAUGUCCAAUGAUUUGGUGGAUUUGGUGGUCGAUGAUACCCUGAAUGCCCUUGGUUAUCUAGAGAACCAGGCAUUUUCCAGGUCCCAGAGCGCUGGCUCCCGGACAGGGAUUGAAGGCCUCGACAUUGAUGGUGUGGCAAGGGACAUGGUCCGGAAAGCUGCAGCCAAACUCAAGGCAUCCAUGUCUGAGUUUGAGCUGGAGGGGGGAUCCAGAUACUCACAGGGCAGCAGUGGUCCCUCGAACCACUCACCUCUGUCUCGUUCCACUCCGACCUGAGGAUGCUCUGUGUCCGGUCAGCAGUGUCAGUCAGAACUGCCCUGCAAGUGAUAAAAACAGAGCUUGACAGCAACUCAGAUGAGUCCUUUGUUCCAUGCCAGAUGUCUAGAAACCUUCUAGCACGUCUAGUGUUGAGUGUCGAGAGCAUCAGCGAUCUGGAAAUUGGUGAGAUGCUCCAGGGCCCCUCAGCAAUCAUGGAGCCGGAGGCUGUGAUAGAACACCAAGACAUAUCCUCCACUGCCAUCUACCACUCCCUGCUCAUUGAUGGUCCAUUCCCACCAUCAGAGAGGAUUCAGGAAACAAUUAUUCUAAGCCGUCCACUCACUGCACAGGAUGUGACCACACAGGGGGAAAAGCAGCAUCCUGCUGACCUUCAGACCGACAACCUAAUGGCAGAAUACUCUGCCAAGGCCCAAGGGGUAGUGACUCAGGUCAUAAGAGAUGCUUCUUUGACCAUGGACAUCCUGUCAGCCCACGUCUCCUCAAGGAACAUUGCUGAGGCCUCAACUAGCAUUCUUGAGUCCCUUCUAGUGGACUUAAACGAGGCAAUUGAGGUGAGUAGGGCAGGUAGGAUCAAGUUCUGGGAACAGGUCCAGUUAUCCUCCCAGAAACUUUACAGCACAGCUGUGAACGAGCUGAAGAGUUUGUACACUGGUUGCCACCUCACCAAUGAGCGGGACCACCAGGAUACCCAUUUAACUGCUGACAAAAUCCAGGACAUGGAAGUGUCUACCAACAAUGACCUCAAAGACCCAACAGUUGCAGUCAGCCAGGAGUCAGUCAGACACAGCGCCAAGAAGAUCCUCAGCAAGGUUCUGAAUGUGAUCAAGGCCGGAGUAGCUGCCUCAGAGCACUCAUCUGUGGGUGAGCAGAUGACCGAAGAGUGGCAGGUUGCCAUGGAGAUGUUUGACUCCAUUCUGAACAGGCUAGAAGAUGAUGAGCCUGAUGUGGGUGAAGAGGAUCAUCUUCAUGUGAUGUCGGUCCGUGACAUCUACCAGGAUGUCUCAUCUAAAACCUCUCAGGUUUGUAUGGUGGUGACUGGCCAGGCGAUGGACACGCUGACCGAUGAUGUGUCAGCCGCGACCUCUGUGCGUGGUAAGUAAAAUGACCACUUUUCAUUUAUUUUAUUUUGUAAUAUGCACUAAAUUGAUUAUUUUAUUUAUUUAUUUUUUAUUUCACCUUUAUUUAACCAGGUAAACCAGAUGAGAACAAGUUCUCAUUUACAGAUGUGUCCUUGCCAAGUCUCCUGUCAUGUAGGAUUCACUCAUGAGCUUAAUAGUUUUAUUGCAAUUGUGUUCAUUGGAUUUUCAAGAUUGUGUAUUAUUGUAAAAUAUACACAACAUAAUUAUUUUAUCUCUUCUGCCCCCAGAUAUUCUUCUGCCCAGAUCAAAGAGAUGUCUCUUCCAGGCCACAAGUACCCACAGGUCAGGCACUAGCCAGGCCUCCAGUGACGUUCUUGUUGAGUACAUGUCUGAGCUCCAUGCCAACCACCCUGACACCGCAUUGCCUGUGAAGUGCACUUCUACAGCUGUUGCUGAUACAGAGACUCGUCACGUCCCCUCUGCCAGAGUGAAGAAGAAGAGCCAGGGCCGGAGGUUCAGUUACUGCCCAAAGUUGCCAACGGUCAAGAUCAAGGUGUUCAAGAGCAGAGUGGAACCAGAGAGCCACCCCGCUCAAAAGGAGCUGCCUUCGCAGCGUUUCAGCACCUCUCGAGUUGCGCUGGAUGAUGAUCAUGCUGUCCCAUUCAUUCCCCAACCUGAGGACGACCUGCCACCAGCACCUGCACAGGAGUCCCGUAAACAUCCCCUGUUGGUCAGGGUGUUCCGGGCCAUUUCCAGAGCCAUCUCGAAACCGUUCAAGGGCUGUGAUUUUUGCAAGAAGAAUUAGAAAGAUUUAGCCAUCACCAUCUAAUAAACAUAUUAGCAGCAUUGA